Messenger RNA from Gastrolobium bilobum, 1017 nucleotides. Its product is annotated as probable F-box protein At2g36090. The coding region runs from base 1 to 1017 and encodes 338 amino acids. The record is from RefSeq and is a predicted model, not a curated record. Gene Ontology annotation, molecular function: protein binding. NCBI's taxonomy places the organism in Eukaryota, Viridiplantae, Streptophyta, Magnoliopsida, Fabales, Fabaceae. The transcript has a single exon.
AUGGCUUGCACUCCGGGCGAGAUCACGACUGCUGCCACCACCAUCUCAGCCGUGCACCCCGACGUAAUCCUAACUCACAUCCUCACGCGCCUCGACGGCGCCGCCCUAGCCUCCGCCGCGAGUACAUGCUCCCAACUCCGCGCGCUCUCUUCCCACGAGCACCUCUGGGUCAACGCUUGUCACUCCACGUGGCCUUCCACCAGAGUUCCACGUGUCCGCCACGUCAUCUCAACAUUCCCUAACGGUUUUCGCUCUUUCUUUGCGGACUCAUUCACCGGUUCGCGCCAUUCCACAACCGCCACCGCUCCGAUAAAUCCGGACCACACGCCCGAGCUGAUCUCCGCCGUCGAUCUCUUCCACCGCCAGCGUCUCGUUUUUUCCAACGUGUUGGAGACCGAGACCGGAACAGGGUGGUUCCGGUGCUCCCCGUUCCGGGUUGACAUGGUAGGCCCGAAGGACGCGGUUCGGACUCCGGUUAAAUAUCCGGUUGACGAGGACACGUGUCGGGAUCUCAGCGAGGAGCUGAGGCUGAGCUGGAUUGUGAUCGACCCUGCCGGCCGGCGAGCGAUGAACGUGUCAAGCUGGAAGGCGGUGUCUGUGCGGCGGCACUGGUUGAUCAGGGAGGUGGAGGUGCAGUUCGGGACGGUGGUUUCCGGUGAGAGAGGGACGGCGUCGGAGGCGGCGCUGUGCAGUGCGGUGGUGACGUGGGGAGGAGCGGAGGGAGGGGAAAUGCAUGUGAGGGAGAUGAGUUUGCAGAUGGAGGACAUGGAUGGAAUACAAUUGAACGGGAGGGAUAGUUUGGUUAUUUUGCAGAGGGCGUUGGAGGGUAAAAGGGGGAGAGCAAGGAACGAGGAUGAAGGUUACAGUUACAGUAACGGUUACAGGGAGUUCAUGAAGAGAAAAAAGGAGAGAAAGGUAAAGAAAGUGAAGGCAGAAGAGAAAUUGGAUAUGAUAUGCAUUGUUCUCGUUGCGUUUACAUUUGCUUGUCUUUUUGGUCUCUUUGUUUUCUGCAGAUAA